AUGACGGAAGUGAGCGCCCACUCGCCAGUCCUUCAGAUGACCCAGAAAAUAAACCGGAAGAUGCGCAGGUUGGGGAAAACAGUUGCAAACAUUGAGAACAUGGUCAGUGAAUUAUUCGAAGACAAGGAUCAAUGUACGGAUAUGCUAGCAAAUAUUACCCAUCCGUCAGGAGGAGAGCCAAAUAUUGACAUCGACAUAUUAAACGCCAGCGACGGCGGCACAGGUGGUUCGUCAUCGACCAUUGUCGGCGUAAAGGUACCAUACAGUUACAACGAGUGUUUGGCUGACAUCAACACCGCGUAUGUCCCUCUGCAGAACGCUAGGAUCUGGUGUCUUCGUGUAGUUCUCUGGCAGUUCAAGAAUAACCUGUUUAGCGAUGACUUUGCGGAGCUGGAUGAGCUCGAAGAAGCCGAAAUACUUCAGGUUUACUAACAUUUUAAGUAAUAUGGCAACAAUAUUGAUGAUAACAGCGCUAGGCGAAAGCGCAGCACUCGGCUAAUCAGAAGACUUGCCCCGCGUAAUAUAACGUCACCGCGAACGGGUUUCCGAACUCGACGGGAGUAUCGUACGCUCUCUAUUGUAGAAAGAGAAAGAUUCCACGAUGCCUUAAACGAACUAUACGACGAUGAGACGAUGCUGUGUUUUGCCCUGGUACAUCGGAUGGCGUUAAGAAGAGGUGGUGCACACGGAGGAAACGCCUUCCUUCCCUGGCACCGAGCUUUCCUCGCGCUCUUUGAGGAGGCAUUACGACGUGUAGAUGACCGAGUGUUCCUUCCCUAUUGGGAUAGUUCCAAAGAUGACAACAUGCCUGCUGGACCUGGAUUCUCAAUCAUGUGGGACGACGACCAUUUGGGCACUGGGUCAGGCUUAGUUGACAGCGGGCCGUUUGCUGGCUGGGAAGCUCGAGAAACCCCACUUAGGCGAGACAUAGCCCGUGGCUCGGGUUCUCUCAUCCGUCAAUCCAGGAUUGACUUUCUCAUGGAAUUCUGUCGACUAGCGGACUUUGACGGACGGUGGGAGGGCUCUCACAACAACGUACACCGAUGGGUCGGUGGUACUAUGGCACGUAGCAUGGCAGCUGCCGAUCCCGUCUUCUACAUGCACCAUGCAUUCAUCGACUACCAAUGGGAAAAAUUUCGACAGCGACAAAGGGAUAUAUGUGGGGUUGAUCCAGCGUUUGAUUACCCGCCGAACGACGAGGAUAAGCCUGAGCAUAACCCUGACGAGAGAAUGGUUGGGAUGCGUUUUCUUGAUAAUAUUGAUGGAAUUAAAGACUAUUGGACAGACAAUUGGUUCGAUUAUGAGGAUUCGCCGAGUUGCGCUAAUAAUUGUAGCGGAAGCCCUGAUCUAUUCUGCGACGAAGAUCUUGAUCUGUGCGUGUCGGAAAUGAGGUUUGUCGUCGAUGAAGAGAAUGUAGGAAAUCGAAGGCGUAAAAAGCGGGAAAUUACUCAUGCCGAUAUGCUAGCGGACGGAGUUACGCCUUACUCUGGCGAGUGUACGAAAAACCCAUAUGGACGUACAUGUGUCAAUCCGCCAGCGCCAGAGACAGACGAAGAGUGGGUUGAAGCAUUGGCCCGAGACGAGGAGUACAAACUUCCGGAACCGAUCAAAAAGGUCGACAAAAUCUUGCAAGAAAAUAUACGUUACGCUGACUCUUUGCCUGUUGAGAGCGAACAAAUAUUAUUUUUCCCGAAUCAGGAAGAGGGUAACGAUUGUCGGCUACUCGAAAAAUGCUCGUAUGACUUACUGACGGCCGUCGUAAAGGGUCGCAAGAUUUCUAAAAAAGGUAGGGUGGCCACAAAUCCUCCUACUCGUCGUCCUGUGACCACUACGCGUCGACCUCGUCAAGUGACAACCGCUCGCCUUCCUACGCCGGUCACUGUUCGCACUAUUCCGCCAAGAACAUAA
Messenger RNA from Mya arenaria, 1908 nucleotides. RefSeq lists its product as uncharacterized. The record is from RefSeq and is a predicted model, not a curated record. The transcript is spliced from 8 exons. Gene Ontology annotation, molecular function: oxidoreductase activity. NCBI's taxonomy places the organism in Eukaryota, Metazoa, Mollusca, Bivalvia, Myida, Myidae.